Molecule: messenger RNA, 4501 nt
Organism: Onychomys torridus (southern grasshopper mouse)
Lineage: Eukaryota; Metazoa; Chordata; Mammalia; Rodentia; Cricetidae
Gene: Mib1
Product: mindbomb E3 ubiquitin protein ligase 1
Exons: 22
Coding region: 679-3699 (1006 amino acids)
Biological process (GO): protein ubiquitination
Cellular component (GO): cytoplasm
Molecular function (GO): protein binding; ubiquitin-protein transferase activity; zinc ion binding
Source: RefSeq, a predicted model, not a curated record
CUUCCCACCUUGUUCUCGUCGAGGAGCACGUCGCAGUGCCUCACGAGGUGCCGCUUGGGCCCGGGACGCGGCGGUACCCGGAUGUGGAGCCGCUCUCGCCCGGCGGGGACUCGGUGGCGGGGCGGAGCGCGGCGGCGUGCGCGGGGGCUGAGGGAAGCGGGCCCCGGGGCCCGGGCGCCGGCCGCUCGCCGGUCGCUAGCGCCGCUGCCCACCGCGGAGCCGGCUCCCGGGCGCCGAGGCCCGAGCGAGCGGCUGGGGGCCGCUGAGGGCCCGCAGCUUGCCUGGCCUCCCGCUGCGCUCGCCGCCGCGUCCGGGCGAGCCUCCCCCGGCCCUCCGCGCUCCCGGCCGGGGGAGAGCGAGGUUUGCUGGCGGCCGUCGCUGUAGCCCGGCCGGGGAGCCCGGGGCAAGCGGCAGAGCCCCCGCGCACGGCCGCUCGCCCUCGGCCUGCAAGCCGCCGCCGGCGAGCCGCCGCGGGCGGGCCUCCAGUGGGAGCGGGGGCCGCGACGGCCACGGCCCGGCCUGGGCGAAGGGCCCCUCGGGGACCGCUCCGCCGCCCCGGUGAGUCGGCCCCACGACCCGCGGGGCUCGCUGCCGCCCCCACCGGUGCCCAGAGUGCGGCCCGGGCCCAGCUCCCUCACGGCUCCCCCGCCGGCGGCGGCGCCCACCGUCCGGGCCCCGAUGAGUAACUCCCGCAACAACCGGGUGAUGGUGGAGGGGGUCGGCGCCCGCGUAGUGCGCGGCCCAGACUGGAAGUGGGGCAAGCAGGACGGCGGCGAGGGCCAUGUGGGCACAGUACGGAGCUUCGAGAGCCCAGAGGAGGUCGUGGUGGUGUGGGACAACGGCACGGCCGCCAACUACCGCUGCUCCGGGGCCUACGACCUGCGCAUCCUGGACAGCGCGCCCACCGGCAUCAAGCAUGAUGGAACUAUGUGUGAUACUUGCCGCCAACAACCGAUCAUUGGCAUUCGAUGGAAAUGUGCAGAGUGCACAAAUUAUGACUUGUGCACCGUUUGUUAUCAUGGAGAUAAACAUCACUUAAGGCAUCGCUUUUAUAGGAUUACUACCCCAGGAAGUGAACGGGUUCUGUUAGAGUCUCGUAGAAAAUCUAAGAAGAUUACGGCCAGAGGCAUCUUUGCAGGUGCCAGAGUCGUGCGAGGAGUGGACUGGCAGUGGGAAGACCAAGAUGGGGGCAAUGGGCGGAGAGGAAAGGUAACGGAAAUCCAAGAUUGGAGUGCAUCAAGCCCACACAGUGCAGCGUAUGUUCUCUGGGAUAAUGGUGCUAAGAACCUUUACAGAGUUGGCUUUGAGGGCAUGUCUGAUCUGAAGUGUGUCCAGGAUGCCAAAGGAGGUUCUUUCUACAGAGAUCAUUGUCCUGUGCUAGGUGAGCAGAAUGGCAACAGGAAUCCUGGUGGAUUGCAGAUUGGUGACCUAGUAAAUAUAGACCUUGACCUAGAAAUUGUCCAGUCUUUGCAGCACGGUCAUGGAGGAUGGACUGAUGGGAUGUUUGAGACUUUAACUACGACUGGAACUGUCUGUGGCAUCGAUGAAGAUCAUGACAUUGUAGUACAGUAUCCAAGUGGCAACAGGUGGACCUUCAAUCCUGCUGUUCUCACUAAGGCAAACAUUGUCCGAAGUGGAGAUGCUGCACAGGGUGCAGAAGGAGGCACCUCACAGUUUCAAGUGGGUGAUCUGGUGCAAGUCUGUUAUGAUCUGGAAAGAAUUAAACUUCUCCAAAGAGGACACGGUGAAUGGGCUGAAGCAAUGCUUCCAACUUUAGGUAAAGUUGGCCGAGUACAACAGAUUUAUUCGGACAGUGAUUUAAAAGUGGAAGUUUGUGGAACAUCUUGGACGUAUAAUCCUGCAGCAGUUUCCAAGGUGGCAUCUGCAGGAUCAGCCAUUAGCAAUGCAUCUGGUGAAAGACUCUCACAGCUUCUGAAGAAAUUAUUUGAAACCCAAGAAUCUGGUGACCUCAAUGAAGAGCUGGUGAAGGCUGCUGCCAAUGGGGAUGUGGCUAAAGUGGAAGAUUUGCUGAAAAGACCAGAUGUGGAUGUAAAUGGGCAGUGUGCUGGCCACACAGCUAUGCAAGCUGCUAGUCAAAAUGGACAUGUUGAUAUUUUGAAGUUACUUUUGAAGCAAAAUGUAGAUGUAGAAGCAGAGGAUAAAGAUGGAGAUCGAGCCGUUCACCAUGCAGCCUUUGGAGAUGAGGGUGCUGUUAUUGAAGUCUUGCACCGAGGCAGUGCUGACUUGAAUGCUCGUAAUAAGCGUAGGCAGACACCUCUGCAUAUCGCUGUCAAUAAAGGUCAUCUUCAGGUUGUGAAGACCCUGCUGGACUUCGGCUGUCACCCCAGUCUCCAGGACUCUGAAGGUGACACUCCUCUCCAUGACGCCAUAAGUAAGAAGCGGGAUGACAUCCUGGCAGUUCUUUUGGAAGCUGGAGCAGAUGUGACCAUCACUAACAACAAUGGGUUCAAUGCCCUGCAUCACGCUGCACUGAGAGGGAAUCCCAGUGCAAUGCGUGUUUUACUCUCAAAAUUGCCAAGGCCGUGGAUUGUGGAUGAGAAGAAAGAUGAUGGUUACACUGCACUGCACCUGGCUGCCCUGAACAAUCACGUGGAAGUGGCUGAACUCUUGGUGCAUCAGGGAAAUGCAAACCUGGAUAUCCAGAACGUGAACCAGCAAACGGCCCUACACCUUGCUGUUGAACGGCAGCACACCCAGAUUGUUAGGCUUUUGGUUCGUGCAGGUGCUAAGCUAGACAUUCAGGAUAAGGAUGGAGAUACUCCUUUGCAUGAGGCUUUGAGACAUCAUACUUUGUCUCAGCUACGCCAGCUACAAGACAUGCAAGAUGUGGGGAAGGUAGAUGCUGCUUGGGAACCAUCAAAAAACACAUUAAUAAUGGGACUUGGUACCCAGGGGGCAGAAAAGAAGAGUGCAGCAUCUAUUGCCUGUUUUUUGGCAGCCAAUGGUGCCGACCUCAGCAUUCGAAAUAAGAAGGGUCAAUCUCCACUGGAUCUCUGUCCUGACCCAAGUCUCUGCAAAGCGCUGGCAAAAUGUCAUAAGGAAAAAGUCAGUGGCCAAGUGGGUUCUCGGAGUCCUUCUAUGAUUAGCAAUGAUUCUGAAACCUUAGAGGAAUGUAUGGUGUGCUCAGACAUGAAGAGAGAUACUCUGUUUGGUCCAUGUGGACACAUUGCAACUUGUUCUUUGUGUUCUCCGCGUGUCAAGAAAUGCCUCAUCUGUAAAGAACAAGUUCAGUCCAGGACAAAGAUUGAAGAAUGUGUGGUGUGCUCUGACAAGAAAGCGGCUGUUCUUUUCCAACCAUGUGGACACAUGUGUGCCUGUGAGAACUGUGCCAGCCUGAUGAAAAAGUGUGUGCAGUGCCGGGCAGUCGUUGAACGAAGGGUGCCUUUCAUUAUGUGCUGUGGUGGAAAGAGUUCGGAAGACCCCUCUGAUGAUAUCUCAAGUGGGAAUAUUCCAGUGCUGCAGAAGGACAAAGACAACACCAAUGUCAACGCAGAUGUGCAGAAGCUGCAGCAGCAGCUGCAGGACAUCAAGGAACAGACAAUGUGCCCUGUGUGUUUGGAUCGUCUGAAGAACAUGAUUUUUCUCUGUGGCCAUGGAACGUGCCAGCUCUGUGGAGACAGAAUGAGUGAAUGCCCAAUUUGUCGCAAGGCAAUUGAACGAAGGAUUCUUUUGUAUUGAUUAAGAAACACAGAGUGUUUUGUUAGCUAAAGCAUUUGAAAGCAAAUCUCAGUACAUCAAAAAAAAUCCUAUUAUUGGAAAGAAAAUUACCAUAUCUUUGAGAAACAAGGACAUCUCUCUCCAAGUCAAUAUAAGAAGUAAGCAUCCACAUCUAGAAGGCUCCCAUUGUGAGUGCUCACAUGACAGGAGCCUCUUGUCCAAGGGUCCAAGAAGCUUUCAUAUUUUAACACCUACUUCUUCAGGAUUAAGAUGUAUUUGGAAAGUACCCUGAAUAGAAUAGGCUUGAUCAAAAAGAACCAGACAGGAAGACUCAGCUUGUCUUUCCCUAUAUUUUAAAAAGCUUAUUCCUCUUCAAAAGUCAGAUGUGUGUGUGUGUGUGUGUGUGUGUGUGUGUGUGUGUGUGUGUGUGUAUGUAUCACUUUUUAUAAGGUAAGUAAGUAUUUUACAGCAACGAUGUAUCUCCCCUUUUCAGUGUUUUAUGAGUAAUCCGUCAUUGAAUAGUUUGGGGGUAUUUUACUUUAAAGUUGCUAGAUGUACUUGUUUUUUUCACCUUGUUGAGAGGUUUUCUGACUCCAGUUUAAAAGAUAUGUAUCCCAAAUGUCUGAGAGAAAAUCUAUUAGAAAUAGAAUCUUUUGUUUAAUUGAUAAAAAGCACGUGUUCCAACUUUAAAACUGUGAAUUUAUUUUGGAUAACCUCUAAUUAAUUGUAUUUUUGUUUAUUUUUAUUACUGUAUAAGCAGCUAUCUCAUGGUAUUAUUAAAUUGAAACUCUAGGUUUAAAAUAAAGACAUUUUAGAAAAUCUA